Messenger RNA from Anneissia japonica, 885 nucleotides. RefSeq names its product diuretic hormone receptor-like. The transcript has 8 exons. Gene Ontology annotation, biological process: adenylate cyclase-modulating G protein-coupled receptor signaling pathway. Bases 61 to 885 code for a protein of 274 amino acids. Gene Ontology annotation, cellular component: plasma membrane. Lineage: Eukaryota; Metazoa; Echinodermata; Crinoidea; Comatulida; Comatulidae. The record is from RefSeq and is a predicted model, not a curated record. Gene Ontology annotation, molecular function: peptide hormone binding; G protein-coupled peptide receptor activity.
UGGAUAUUAUAGUAUAAUUCAAUGGCGAUUGGGCGUGGCUUGCAAGAGUAAAUUAAAGGAAUGGUUGACGCGGAACAGUACCAUUGCAGUAAAACAAAAAUGGUUGAGCGUGGUAUGAAACCUGUGCGGAUAUCCAGUGCGAGCAAGCGUUUGUGUCAUGUGGUCAUGCUAACCGUCCUUCAUCUGUUUUCGAGUGUUUGUUUAGCUCUUUCAAAUUUUUUUACAAAGAGGAAAUGCAAAAUGUCUGUGGAAGAUGGUAUGAUGUCCAAUUCAGUGGAUGAGAGAAGCCUGAUACUGGAAAAUGAAUGUUUAGAUAAAUAUAUAGACCAACAAAAUAAAUUUGCAAGUACAGGAGAGCCGUUUUGUCCAACCCGUUUUGAUUGCUUUAUGUGCUGGCCUCCAACACCCGCUAACCAAACAGCCUUUACAUCAUGUCCACCAGAAGUUGAUGCCAGGUUUGAGUUAAGCGGUGGAACGGCAGACAACUUUUGUGGUGCAUAUGGUAACUGGACUGAGAUAACCUACAGCGAUUGCGAACACAUUUUGACGUCUAAUACGGUUUGCCGAUGUCAUCAUUGCGAUGCUUUACAAUAUAUAAUGCUAGUUGGAUACUCAGUAUCCCUUAUUGCUCUCGUGGUGGCUUUCUUCAUGAUCGUUGGGAUAAGAGCUUUACGAGUAAAGAGGAAUAAAAUACACGCAAACCUCCUUGCCUCGUUUAUUUGUCUGUACACACUUACUCUCUUCUCUCUCAUCCUCUACUUUUUUGUUGACCAGCAGACUGACAGACAGUACAUUAGAGAAUGCAUAACCUCCAUUGGCAGAGGUAAGGAGAAGUCUGAUAUGAAAAAAGAGUAUAAUGUGGUGUACUUUCAAACAAAUAAAUGA